UUAUAAAAAAAAAAAAAAAUCAAUCAAUCUAAAAAAAAACAAAAAAACUUUUGGUAUAAAGAUCACGUUGUAGUAAAAGUGUGGGAGGGCAACUCACAACCAUACGUGCAUUUUAACAAGCUGACGAAGUCGGGAACAAAAAGUCAUCUGACAUUUUGUGGUGAUGCUCAUCCGAGCGUUACUGAAUAACAAGGAAGAAAUAGUGUCAGCGAUUGAUGCUGUUGAAAGGGAGUUCCAAGAAGAACGCGAGAUGCUCGCCCUUGCUGCUCCAGAUGAACUGGAAGAAACACAAUUGAUCCAAAGAGCACCGCUGAACAUCUCACGGCGGUUUCAGCCGUAUGGAUCUGGAGGGAACUUUCAAGAAGAGCAGGAACAAGGAGUUCCAAUCAACAAAGUGGCUCUGGGGCUGGGGCAGGACGAGGAGGAGCUCCCAGUAACAACAACUUACUGGGACAAGGACGAGGAGUUCCAUUUGGAAGAGGGCGAGGAUUAUUCCUCGCACUUCAACAUCAACAGCAGCA
Messenger RNA from Gigantopelta aegis, 521 nucleotides. RefSeq lists its product as uncharacterized. The transcript has 2 exons. The record is from RefSeq and is a predicted model, not a curated record. NCBI's taxonomy places the organism in Eukaryota, Metazoa, Mollusca, Gastropoda, Neomphalida, Peltospiridae. The annotation marks the transcript as partial.